GGUAUUAUCUUGGCGACUAAAGUUGUAGGUGUGUAAUCUUAUUGUUGGCCUGAGAAGUUGGUGUUUGAUUUAAAGUUCUGAAAAUGGGAGCUUCCCCGCAAUCGCAACUUGUUGCCAUUAGCAUGAAGGGUAGCAUGCUCCAAGGAAAUGAGCAAAGUUGCAGUAGUACUGCAAAUGGGUCUUCUUUGUGGGGCAAAAUAAUGGAAGCCCAAGGCAAGAGAAGAUGGCAAGGGAUCAGGAAGCAGCGUCGGAUGAUCCCUAGGAGACAUCUUGGAGGACAUGUCAAGCUGGGCAAAAGGCCUACCGGGAUUUUGAUGAAGAAGAUGGCGCGUUCAGGUUCAAGGAAGCAUGCAAAUGGAAUUGGAAGAAAGGUUAGAACCCUAAAGAGGCUGGUUCCGAACAGCGAAUCCAUGGGAUUGGAUGGACUUUUCAGAGAGACAGCUGACUACAUAUUGUCGUUGCAGAUGAGAGUCAGAGUCAUGCAGACCAUGGUUGAUGCAUUGACAAAUUCAGAUCAUGAGUAUUAAUCAAUUCAUUUGAAAGUCUGCAAUCAAUGUUCUGCUUGAUCCUCAUCUUCUUUAUUUUUUAUUUUUAUUUUUAUUCUUCACCAUUUUCUUCUUUUAUGAUUUGUCUAUUGGAUCUCUUGUGAUUCAAAGACAUAGAAGCUAGCUUGAGUGCUACGUGCUCAUGUUGUCUAGAUUUUACAACAGCUUGGUCGUUUUAUUUGG
This is a messenger RNA of Juglans regia (Persian walnut), 728 nucleotides long. RefSeq names its product transcription factor UPBEAT1. Gene Ontology annotation, biological process: regulation of DNA-templated transcription. Lineage: Eukaryota; Viridiplantae; Streptophyta; Magnoliopsida; Fagales; Juglandaceae. The coding region runs from base 84 to 527 and encodes 147 amino acids. The record is from RefSeq and is a predicted model, not a curated record. The transcript has a single exon.